Messenger RNA from Epinephelus fuscoguttatus (brown-marbled grouper), 586 nucleotides. RefSeq names its product cytochrome c oxidase assembly protein COX14 homolog. Bases 168 to 344 code for a protein of 58 amino acids. Lineage: Eukaryota; Metazoa; Chordata; Actinopteri; Perciformes; Serranidae. The transcript has 2 exons. The record is from RefSeq and is a predicted model, not a curated record.
CGCAGUUUUGUCGAAAGAAGAAGAUAGUCCCUCCUGGUUUGCCGUACCUUACGAAAACGAAGGUUAGUUAGCUUGCGUGCUAACUUCACAUGACGGCGUGCUGACAUUGAGGACAGCUACGACAACCCGCGCUUCUUAUCCCCCUUUAAAAUAAGAGGAUCCUCAUCAUGGUGUCUGGAAAGCGGCUGGCUGACAUCGGCUACAAGACGUUUUCUGCUUCGAUGAUGCUGCUGACGGCCUACGGAGGCUACCUGUGUGCGAUGCGAGGGUACCGCUAUAUGCAGAAGCAAAAACAGCUGAAACUGGCAGCAGAAAACCAGGACCCUGAAGUCAUCAAAGACUGACGUGAGAUGGACUAUCCUUGUUUUUGCACAGAUGAGGACAUUACCCAUUCCUCCUUUUUUUUCCUGUCCAUCGCUAAAUCGUGAAGAUUAUAAUUCUUCUCAGGACUUUAAAGUGAUUUCAUUGUGACGGUAUCGUCCCCUCCAAAGGAAGAUGUUGUAAAAUCCAGGCUUGUGUGUUUCAGGAGUGAAGAUGGCUGUAAUCGUUUGUAUUAAAUUAUAUUAAAUGCCUUAAACCACGCUAA